AUGUCGACUACGCAGAAGGGAAUGCCUUAUGUUCGCCUGGGCAACUCUGGGCUCAAAGUUUCCAAAAUCAUUCUGGGAACAAUGCAGUAUGGUACCAGCGAGUGGCAAGAUUGGGUUCUUGGAGAGGAAGAAGCCAUCAUCCACAUCAAGACUGCUUAUGACGCGGGCAUUAACACCUUUGACACCGCAGACAUGUACUCCAAUGGACUUUCAGAGGUCGUACUUGGAAACGCGAUCAAAAAGCUCAGCUUACCUCGGGAUGAGAUUGUAGUCUAUAGAGUUGUUGGCCGUACCCCGAGUGAAAGACUUUCCAAGCCAGGUGUACGUCCUGAUCAACUAGGCUACGUUAAUCAAAGGGGUUUGAGUCGCAAGUUAAGGAUGUUGUCUCCUGUGGACUUAUUGCACCUAUCUGAUCUGACACGAACCUCGAUCGAGGAAACGAUGCAAGCUCUGCAUGAUGUUGUACAGGCCGGUUAUGUCCGGUACAUUGGCAUGUCUUCAUGCUUGGCUUACCAAUACUACGCGAUCACAAACCAUCUCACACCUUUCAUUUCUAUGCAGAACCACCACAAUUUGAUCUAUCGCGAAGAGGAACGAGAGAUGUUCCCGACACUCAAGAUGUUCGGCGUUGGAUGCAUCCCCUGGUCACCGCUUGCUCGAGGACUCCUCACCCUUCGUGGAAAGAGCGAUUCUGCCAUAAACUCCUACGUCCAGCAUGAGUCUGAUCAAGACAUUAUGAGCCGCCUCGAGGAAGUUGCGAAGAAGAAAGGCGCAAGUAUGGCACAGAUAGCCCUUGCUUGGUCGUUGGCACAAGACAUCGUCACUGCGCCGGUCGUCGGGACCACGUCCUUGAAGCACCUCCAGGAUCUUGUUGGUGCCAUUAAUAUCACUCUGACCGCAGAAGAGCGUAAGUAUUUGGAAGAGCCUUAUCAGCCAAAGUCUGUCUUUGGUCACAGAUAA
Suillus subalutaceus is the source of this 960-nucleotide messenger RNA. RefSeq names its product aryl-alcohol dehydrogenase. Lineage: Eukaryota; Fungi; Basidiomycota; Agaricomycetes; Boletales; Suillaceae. The coding region runs from base 1 to 960 and encodes 319 amino acids. The record is from RefSeq and is a predicted model, not a curated record. The transcript is spliced from 14 exons.